AUGGCGAAAUUGUGUGAGAAAUGUUCCACGUUUGUGGCUGAGUGGUACACUGCGCGCUGCACCGCCUCGCGCAACAAAUCUGCUACGCCUCAGAAAGUUGUGUCUCCUCAUCACCAGACUCUAGCGGUGGUUCAUGCAUCCGCCAUCGAUGAAUGUUCACUCUGCUACCAACUUAUUCAAGGUCUCGGAUACAAGGACCCAAUCCGGCAACGUGAUGCCAAGUCGGGCAUAUUGACAGUCGAUAUUGACAGCCCGAACUCGCCUCAUUCAAUCUGGCUCAGUUAUGAAGUGCCCAGGGAUGAGAUUCACAGGGGAGGUUGGAAUAUUGAUCUUUCUGGACGGAAGGAUGACCGCAAUGAUGAGAGCUACAAAAGAGUUGCGUACUCUACUCUCACUAUUGUCCCAGCUUUGAAGCCAGUCCUUGACUACAUUUCCGGAAACUUAUCUUGCACAAAAGAUGCCCUCUUCUUAUGCAAGAAAUGGUUACAGGCAUGUCAAUCCAAUCAUCCAACUUGCCAGGUUGCCUCACCUGGCCCACUGCCAACUCGAUUGAUUUACAUUGGAGGCUCGUGCCUCAAGCUAUGCAUUACCGAGCAUAUUCCACAACAAUCUCAAUAUGCUACCUUGAGCCACUGCUGGGGUCUGAGAAAAUUCACAACUCUAACUACUGGUAACCUUAGUUCGUUUCUCAACGAGAUACCGGUGGACGCAUUGACAAAAACGUUCAAGCACGCUGUGCAGAUUACAAGAGCUCUCGGACUUGAAUAUAUUUGGAUCGAUUCUAUGUGCAUCAUGCAGGAUAGCGCACAUGACUGGAAAAGAGAGUCGGCACUCAUGGCUGAUGUCUACGGAAAUGCUGAAAUCAAUAUCGCUGCGACUUCUGCUAAGGAUGGCACCGUAGGUUGUUUCUUUGAGCGAUCCGGUUUAUGGCGAUGCCAAAUCUGUCCGGAUCCGCAGACUGGUGAGUUAUUCGACAUCUGCCCGGGCUUGACGGGAAGCCGAGAGGAUCCGCUCGGAUCACGAGGCUGGGUCGUCCAAGAGCGUUACCUGGCUCGCCGAAUGCUGCACUUCACCGACGAACAGAUUUUCUGGGAAUGUGACGGAAAUGCUGCGUGCGAGAUCUUUCCGGAUGGCUACCCAACAUUUGAACAUUCCAAGGUGCUCGGCUAUCAAGAUUUCCGCAGAAUAAGGAAGCCGUUCGAUUUCCACAGAUGGACGGAAGUGGUAUCUGAAUACUCCAAGAGCAAGUUGACGAAGCGAAGCGACCUCUUCGUUGCCCUUGCAGGCAUUGCAAGAAAAUUCGAAACGGCGCUCAAGUCUGAAUAUGUCUGCGGCAUGUGGCUGAAGAAUCUUGAAAGGCAACUUUGCUGGACUUCCGACGGCCAUGCAAACUCAAGGGAAAUUCCCCCUUUAGCUCCGACUUGGUCAUGGAUGUCGAUCAAUGGGGCUGUCAAUGUCCGGCACUGGAAAAUGGGAUAUGACACAUGCGUCAAAGCAGAUCAAACAUCUUUUCAAUUCGCAUCUGAUGACGAAAGGUUCGGAGCGGUUCACUUUGCACGCCUUCGUCUUCGGUGCGAAUGUUUAUGGAGAGUGACCAUGAUACAAGCAAGCAAGACAAAUGAUCCGAGUGAUCGGCGCUAUCAGACCUGUCUUAUGGACGACAAUUUGUCUUUCAUACUAUAUAACGAAAUCGAUGAUCAGUUGGACGAUGUCAAGACCAAUGAAGCGUCGAAGAACCAGCCGCAUACCGUUUAUCUUCUACCUAUCAUGCAUGGUCUAGAAGAUCGCCCUCCCCGACCAUCUGUUUUUCGUUGUGUUGGUCUCGUCAUAUCACCAUCUCUUGGUUCAAACCACAUGAAGUGCACGUAUAAGAGAAUUGGUCAUUGGGUCAUCUUCAAAAACUCCCCGUUUCAUGUUUUGAGAGGUAUUUUAGCGGAGUGUGACAGCGUAGGCACGGGUCGGAGGCAUGAAUUUGCCGAAGUCACAACAGGUGCAGAUGGGAGCAACAAUUACUUCAUUGAAAUCAUUUAA
Neoarthrinium moseri is the source of this 2031-nucleotide messenger RNA. RefSeq lists its product as uncharacterized. The coding region runs from base 1 to 2031 and encodes 676 amino acids. The record is from RefSeq and is a predicted model, not a curated record. The transcript is spliced from 2 exons. Lineage: Eukaryota; Fungi; Ascomycota; Sordariomycetes; Amphisphaeriales; Apiosporaceae.